UCUUCUUCGUCUUACUUUAAUUUACCACUCGUCAACAUAAUAGCAUCUUGAUGUUAGAUUUGUUGCACUGCCAAUAGUUGGAAGAUCUGGUAUGAUUUCUCAUGACAAUUUAUUGUUUUAGGAUCAUUGUAUGUUAGAUCAUGGAGGAGAUCGCAAGUGCGGCCACUGUGUUUAAUUUAUGGAGUGCGCGCAAUAUGAUUAAUAGUUGGCGUCGGCGUUGGCGUUCGCCUGAUAUAGAGCUUGGUUCUGCCAUUUCUGAGCCUGAACCUACGCCAGAGACUGAUCGACCUUCCAGAGAGGUAGAGUGUGCAAUUUAUGAAGUGCCUCAUCGACUGCGAAAAGUAAAGAAAAUAGCCUACGAACCAAAUGUGAUUUCAAUUGGUCCGUAUCAUCAUAAUAAGAAACACUUGAAGGCAAUGGAAGUUGUCAAACGAAGUUGCUUUGAUCAGAUAGUUGAGGUAACCAAACUUGAAUUCAGUGAAUUUUUAAAGGCCAUGAUAGCCUUAGAAGAACAAGUUCGCAAAUGCUAUAAAGGACCUAUUGACCAAUGUGACAAUUUGGUAGAAAUGAUGGUCUACGAUGGAUGCUUCAUUGUUCAGUUAAUCCGCAAUAUUUAUCCAGAAGUUCUUUACAAUCUAGCUAGACAUAGUCAAACUGACAUGUGGUAUGAUUUGUUAUUGUUAGAAAAUCAGCUUCCUUUCUUUGUGCUUUUCAAGUUGGAUUGCAUGAUAAUGCGAAAUGGUGAAGGAGAUCUCGAUGAGUUCGCUCGUUCAGCCAUUUAUUUUUUCCAAGCACUGCAAGUAUCGCAUAUAUGGUCUGGAAAUGGAAGCUAUACCUCUCCUGCAAAAGAUAUAAAGCAUCUUUUAGACUUGGUACAUAGUUGUUGUCGUCCUUCCCCUCCAGGAAUAAGGCAACACCAGAGAUUUAAAGUAGAAGUGAAACAAAAAUCUGACAGUUCAUGGAAGUUCAUACGCAGUGCUACAGAACUGGAAGAUGCAGGGAUCGGUUUCCUAGGCGAGAAGGUGUUAGAAGAUAACAAAAAGGAGGAAGACAUAAAGAGCUUAUUUGAUAUAACUUUCACAAAAGAGACCAAGGUAUUGAAGAUUCCAACCCUACACGUCGACGAUAAUACAGAGCGUGUCCUGCGUAAUUUCAUGGCCUACGAACAAUUCACUCGAAUCGGGGAACCAACUUAUGUUUCUGAUUAUGUGGUGUUCAUGGAUAAUCUCAUCAACACCGGCAAGGAUGUGCAAUUACUCUGCAACAAUGGAAUUAUUGAUAACUGGUUAGGGGAUGAUGAGGUAGUUGCGCAAAUGUUUAAUAAACUUCGUGACUUCAUAUGCUUUACAGACGACUUCUACUAUGCCGAGACAUUUGUUAGGGUGAACGAGCAUUGCAAGAGAAAGUGGAACAAAUAUAUGGCGAUACUGAAGAAAGAUUAUUUCAACUCUCCCUGGUCGCUUUGUUCGUUUGUUGCUGCGGUUGUAUUGCUCCUAGUUACCGUGCUACAAACCAUAUAUACAGUUCUCUCUUAUCAUAAGCAGUAACUUCCAUAAUUUUCGAUGUAGUUAAAUGUGGGGAAAUAUUCUAAAAAAUGUUAUCUUUUAUGCUGGAAACACUUGAUGUUUGUUUGGCUCAAUGCCUUGCCAAAGCAGAAGCGGACAGAGACUUCAUGAUCCAAGCAUGGAUUUAGCUGCAGCUGUGUUCUCUUUGGUGUCAGAAGUGUGCUAUGUUUUUGUUUCAACUUUUGUUUUCUUCUCUGUUGUGUUUUCUUUUUGUCCAACCUCUGUGAUGUUGAUGUGGGUUAUUUGCUAUGCUGUACUUCUCCAUACGGUAGUCGAUGUUUAGAUUUUAUGAUCAAAGGACAUCCUAAAUGUGACUCCAAAAUGUUUUUAGUUUAUAAAUGCAAUGUAUUACUUU
This is a messenger RNA of Hibiscus syriacus, 1920 nucleotides long. RefSeq names its product UPF0481 protein At3g47200-like. The record is from RefSeq and is a predicted model, not a curated record. The transcript has 2 exons. Bases 141 to 1547 code for a protein of 468 amino acids. NCBI's taxonomy places the organism in Eukaryota, Viridiplantae, Streptophyta, Magnoliopsida, Malvales, Malvaceae.